Molecule: messenger RNA, 9435 nt
Organism: Bombyx mori (domestic silkworm)
Lineage: Eukaryota; Metazoa; Arthropoda; Insecta; Lepidoptera; Bombycidae
Gene: rudimentary
Product: beta-galactosidase
Exons: 25
Coding region: 541-9369 (2942 amino acids)
Biological process (GO): 'de novo' pyrimidine nucleobase biosynthetic process; UTP biosynthetic process; carbohydrate metabolic process
Cellular component (GO): vacuole; cytoplasm; cytosol
Molecular function (GO): carbamoyl-phosphate synthase (glutamine-hydrolyzing) activity; amino acid binding; metal ion binding
Source: RefSeq, a predicted model, not a curated record
UGAGUAUUUUACAUUAAAGUAAUUAAUAACAGUAAAAAAUAAAUUACAAAGUAAUUCCUGUUUAAAUUAUAAUUAUGGUCGUUGCCGCGCUGGUGAGUGAGUUUAUUUCCUUGAUUCUAUGAAUAAGUUUUAGCCAAAUUUAGAUUGAGCGACUUCUAAUUUACAUACAAAACUAUAAUAUUUUUAAUGAAAUCAUAAAUUUUAUCAAAGUAUAAUUCACAAAUCGUGUGUUGUUUACCUGUUUAAUGCUUAGUCACAGGCUUGACACUAGGCAACAGGCGACUAGUAUAUAAUCUGUGUACGAGUAUUAGCGGGAGAGCCGAGUCGAGCGGUCGUGGACCUUGGUGUAGUAAUUCUUAAACGUUGUAAUGAUUGUGUUUUGUUAGCAAAAUACGCGAGUGUAGCCGCGUUCUAAUAACCUACCUACUAGUUGAGGCGCUUGCGAGUGAUUGUUUCUCCGGGUCAAGACAGUUCACUGCCGCUCCGUUGUCUGGUCAACGGGGGUCGUCAUCGUGCGUCGAGGAAUUGAUAUUUUUCAAAAUGACUCUCUUAAUUGCAACAUUUGCAUUACUGUGUUUUCUUGGACAAACGUAUUCCUUAGAAGAUUAUGCGCCCGUGGUUAUCCGAGUGACAAAUGAAGAUCAUCAAAAUAAACUUUCAAACGAGUUCAAGAUGAAAGGACACAACAUAAGCAUCGUUGGAGACAAGUUUAUGAUAGACGGGAAGCCUCUACACAUCAUAUCAGGGUCAUUGCACUACUUCAGGGUCCCUGCAGUGUAUUGGCGUGACCGACUGCAUAAGUUCAAAGCCGCUGGUCUCAACACAGUUGCUACGUACGUAGAAUGGAGUUACCAUGAGCCCGAGGAGAAACAGUAUAAUUUCGAAGGAGAUCGUGACUUGGUGAGAUUUGUUCAGACAGCGGCCGAAGUAGGCUUGCACGUUCUACUAAGGGUUGGUCCUUACAUCUGUGCUGAAAGAGAUUUAGGAGGAUUGCCGUAUUGGCUACUCGGAAAGUAUCCGAAUAUAAAACUUCGUACAACCGACAAAGAUUUCAUCGCGGAGAGCGACAUAUGGCUGAAGAAACUAUUCGAACAAGUCUCACAUUUGUUAUUCGGAAAUGGUGGACCUAUUAUCUUAGUACAGGUGGAGAAUGAAUACGGCAGUUAUGAUAGCGACCUGGCAUACAAGGAAAAGAUGCGGGAUCUGAUAAGCGCCCACGUUGGGGAUAAGGCUUUGCUAUACACCACAGAUGGACCGAGCCUAGUCGGCGCCGGCAUGAUCCCAGGAGUGCACGCCACCAUCGACUUCGGCGUUACAUCACAACCAACGGAGCAGUUCGACAGCCUGUUCCACCUGAGGCCGGCUCCCGGGCCGCUCAUGAACUCCGAAUUCUACCCGGGCUGGCUGACGCACUGGGGCGAGCGUAUGGCGCGCGUCGGCACCAACGACAUUGUGCUCACAUUGCGUAACAUGAUCGUUAAUAAAAUACACGUCAAUUUUUAUGUAUUCUUUGGUGGAAGUAAUUUUGAGUUCACAUCAGGAGCGAAUUUCGAUGGAACGUACCAGCCCGACAUAACCUCGUACGAUUACGACGCUCCCCUCUCCGAAGCCGGCGACCCAACCCCAAAAUAUUACGCCAUCAGAGAAACAUUGAAACAGUUGAAUUUCGUGGAUGAGAAAAUUGAGCCGCCACAGCCCAGCCCUAAAGGUCGGUAUGGCGCCGUGCCCGUCGCAGCGAAACUCAGUAUCAUGUCCCCGAAGGGUCGCUGCGACUUGGGGAAACGAUACGAGGACGUGUCGGGCGGAACUUUGCCGACUUUCGAAGAGUUGAGGCAACGGAGCGGCUUGGUUUUAUACGAGACGACGCUCAACGAAACAGAGGGAGUCCUUGUCCUCAACAAGCCGCGCGACCUGGUCUUCGUCUUUGUGGAUGGAAAACCACAAGGCGUAUUGAGUCGGAUGCACAAGAAAUACCAUUUGCGUAUAAGUUCGACGGCCGGCAGUAAGCUGUCCCUCCUAGUCGAGAACCAAGGCCGUAUUAAUUACGGCACGCUACUACACGACCGUAAGGGAAUUUUAAGUGAAGUUAUUUACAACAAUAAAGUUAUUGGAGGCAAAUGGAGUAUUACUGGAUAUCCGCUAGAGACGGUUCAGUUUAACUCUUCUGUGAGCGAAGUUACCCAAGGCCCAACGUUUUAUGAGGGUACAUUUGUGUUACCAGAGGGUCAAAAACCAUUGGAUACGUUUUUGGAUACUACGGGAUGGGAUAAGGGCUACGUUUGGGUGAACGGUCACAAUCUAGGACGGUACUGGCCCGGAGUCGGUCCCCAGGUCACUCUCUACGUCCCCGGAGUUUGGCUGCUCGAAGCGCCGCAACCGAACGUGCUACAAAUACUUGAACUGAACAAACCUUCGGACAGCUCAACCAUGGAGUUCAUAGACAAUCCUAUUCUAAACCGGACUGGAAAUUUACACGCGUGGAAGUUUCCUUAUUUCAUGUUUCUUCAAGUUCAAACUAAUAGUAAUGGCUUACUAACCGUUUAUCAUCUGCGAAAAUUGAACGCGGCAAACUGCCUGUCGUCGAGAAGACAGCGACAGCGUCGGACCGUUCGCGAUCGGCCGAAUUAUAAACCACGUGGCCGGCUUCUAAACCUCAAAAAAAUGGAAAAUGAUGAUUUGAGCUGCGACUUAGGCCCGCUGUGUUGCCUUGUGCUGGAGGAUGGAACUAUACUUCAUGGUAGGAGCUUUGGUGCUCAAGUGCCCGUUGAAGGCGAAGUUGUUUUUCAAACGGGCAUGGUAGGAUAUCCGGAAUCCCUGACAGAUCCGUCGUACAACGCACAACUACUGGUGUUAACUUAUCCUCUCAUUGGAAACUAUGGAGUUCCGGAUGAGAAUGACCGAGACGAACACGGUAUUAGCAGGUGGUUUGAAUCCGACCGUAUUUGGGCAGCUGGUUUGAUAGUGGGGGAAGUCAGCAAACGUGCUUAUCAUUGGCGUGCCAAAUGUUCCAUAGGAGCAUGGCUAGCCCAGCAUCGGGUCCCUGGUAUAUGUGACAUUGAUACACGCGCUCUAACUUGCCGUCUCAGAGAAGGUAUAACUCUCGGGAAAAUCAUACAAGGCUUACCGCCGUCUACUCCACUUCCACCGUUCACAGAUCCGAACUUACGAAACUUAGUUGCCGAAGUGUCAAUUAAGCAACCACGAGUUUUUAAUAAAAAUGGAGAGAUAACAAUUUUGGCAAUCGACUGCGGUUCAAAAUACAAUCAAAUUAGAUGUUUUAUCAAAAGGAACGCGAAAGUCGUUCUAGUACCGUGGGACUACAAGCCCAACCCAAAUGAAUACGAUGGCUUGUUCAUAAGCAACGGGCCAGGCGAUCCGGAAAUUUGCAAAAAAGUUGUAGAAAACUUACAAUUUGUUAUGAAAAAUCAAAAUAUUGUAAAACCUAUCUUUGGUAUUUGUCUAGGACAUCAACUAUUAUCUACCGCAGCGGGGUGCAAAACUUACAAGACCAAAUAUGGCAACCGUGGUCACAACUUGCCGUGUACUCACAGUUCCACUGGCAGAUGUUUCAUGACUUCGCAGAACCAUGGCUACGCCGUCGAUACCGAUUCUUUGCCUGAAGGAUGGAAAGUUUUGUUCACCAAUGAAAAUGAUAAGACUAACGAAGGAAUCAUUCACAAGUCUGCGCCUUAUUUCAGCGUUCAAUUUCAUCCUGAACACACUGCGGGCCCUACGGAUUUAGAGUUUUUGUUUGACAUUUUUGUUGAUGCAGUUAAAAGUUAUAAAAAUAACGUAAAUUGUGUUAUAGAUGAAAUGAUAAAUGAAAAAUUGAAAUUUAUUCCAACAAUUCACGAUAGACCGAAAAAAGUAUUAAUCCUAGGCUCCGGAGGCUUAUCAAUAGGACAAGCCGGAGAGUUCGAUUAUUCAGGUUCGCAAGGCGUGAAGGCUAUGCAAGAAGAAAAAAUUCUAACAGUUCUUAUAAAUCCUAACAUUGCCACUGUACAAACUUCUAAAGGUUUGGCGGAUAAAGUUUACUUUUUACCUAUAACUCCUGAAUAUGUAGAACAAGUCAUAAAAGCAGAAAGACCAACGGGGAUUUUGCUCACUUUUGGCGGACAAACUGCACUAAAUUGCGGAGUGGAACUACAAAAAUCUAAAAUAUUUGAAAAAUAUAAUGUCAGCGUUUUAGGCACACCCAUUCAGUCGAUAGUUGAUACUGAAGAUAGGAAGAUAUUUGCAGAGAAAAUCAAUGCGAUAGGAGAAAAAGUGGCACCAAGUGCAGCAGUAACAUCAGUCGAAGAAGCACUCGAAGCAGCUCUGCAAAUCGGGUAUCCGGUGAUGGCUCGCUCAGCCUUUUCCUUGGGAGGAUUAGGCUCUGGUUUUGCGAACAAUGAAGAUGAACUCAAAACAUUAGCUCACCAAGCUCUUUCACAUUCCGAUCAACUCGUUAUUGACAAAUCUUUGAAGGGGUGGAAAGAAGUUGAAUACGAAGUCGUAAGAGACGCUUAUGAUAACUGCAUAACUGUUUGUAAUAUGGAAAACGUUGACCCAUUAGGUAUACACACUGGAGAAUCUAUAGUAGUAGCGCCAAGUCAAACUUUGUCUAAUAGAGAGUAUUAUAUGCUUCGAAAUACGGCUAUAAAAGUUAUACGACAUUUUGGUAUAGUCGGCGAAUGUAAUAUACAAUACGCUUUAAACCCGAAUUCUGAAGAAUUUUACAUUAUUGAAGUAAAUGCAAGACUUUCGAGGAGCUCAGCAUUAGCCAGUAAAGCAACAGGUUAUCCAUUAGCAUAUGUGGCUGCAAAAUUAGCUCUCGGAAUAUCCUUGCCUGUUAUCAAAAAUUCGGUUACUGGAGUAACCACAGCCUGUUUUGAACCAAGUUUGGACUACUGUGUUGUUAAAAUCCCAAGAUGGGACCUCGCCAAAUUUAACAAAGUGAGUACGAAAAUUGGAAGCUCUAUGAAAAGUGUUGGGGAAGUCAUGUCUAUCGGCAGGACUUUCGAAGAAGCAUUCCAAAAAGCUUUGCGGAUGGUUGACGAGAAUGUAAAUGGUUUUGAUCCGAACAUCAAAAAAGUAAACGAAAAUGAGUUAAAGGAACCAACAGAUAAACGUAUGUUUGUGUUGGCUGCAGCCUUAAAGAACGGAUUUAGUGUUGAAAAGUUGUAUGAGUUGACUAAAAUAGACAAAUGGUUCUUAGAAAAGUUUAAGAACAUUAUUGACUAUUACAAAACUCUUGAAAAAUUAGAUUCUGGAACAAUUACAUCUGACAUUUUAAAGCAAGCUAAAAAAAUGGGAUUCUCUGAUAAACAAAUUGCUUCUGCAAUAAAGAGUACUGAAGUAGCGAUCCGUAAAUUAAGAGAAGAAUUCAAAAUAACACCAUUUGUUAAACAAAUAGAUACAGUUGCUGCGGAGUGGCCAGCUACUACCAACUAUUUGUAUUUAACCUACAAUGGAAGCACACAUGACAUUGAAUUUCCGGGAGAAUUCGUUAUGGUUUUAGGUUCAGGGGUGUAUAGAAUAGGAAGUUCGGUAGAGUUCGAUUGGUGUGCCGUAGGAUGUCUCAGGGAAUUAAGAAAUCAAGGUAAAAAAACAAUAAUGAUAAAUUACAAUCCUGAAACAGUUAGUACUGAUUAUGACAUGAGCGAUCGUCUCUAUUUUGAGGAAAUAUCAUUUGAAGUUGUAAUGGAUAUUUAUGAUAUUGAAAGACCUAGUGGUGUAAUAUUGUCUAUGGGGGGACAGCUACCAAAUAAUAUUGCUAUGGACCUUCAUAGGCAACAAGCAAAAAUAUUAGGUACAUCGCCGGACAUGAUUGAUGGCGCUGAAAACAGGUUUAAAUUUUCGAGAAUGUUAGACCGGAAAGGUAUUAUGCAACCAAGGUGGAAAGAACUUACGGAUUUAGAAUCGGCUAUUGGAUUUUGUGAGGAAGUGGGAUACCCAUGCUUAGUGCGUCCAUCGUACGUUUUAAGCGGUGCUGCAAUGAAUGUGGCUAAUUCUCAUCAAGAGUUAGAAACAUAUUUGAAAUCUGCAAGUCAGUUAAGUAAAGAACAUCCAGUAGUAAUUUCUAAAUUCAUUAUGGAUGCAAAAGAAAUAGACGUAGACGUUGUAGCAGCUGAUGGAAUAAUUUAUUGCAUGGCUGUUUCCGAACAUGUUGAAAACGCCGGUGUGCACUCUGGAGACGCAACCCUAGUAACCCCGCCACAGGAUAUUAACAACGAAACUUUAGAAAAGAUAAAAGAAAUAUCUGGAAUCAUAGCUGAAACUUUAGACGUAACUGGUCCAUUUAAUAUGCAACUGAUAGCAAAAGAUAAUGACCUAAAAGUUAUCGAAUGCAACGUUAGGGUAUCGAGAUCUUUUCCAUUUGUGUCUAAAACAUUAGAUCAUGAUUUUGUGGCAAUGGCCACUAAAAUUAUUCUGGGACUACCAGUUGAACCGGCUAAUGUGAUGGCGGGAUGUGGAAAGGUUGGAGUAAAAGUUCCACAAUUUUCAUUUUCAAGACUGGCCGGUGCAGACGUUACAUUAGGUGUGGAAAUGGCAUCUACUGGAGAAGUUGCAUGUUUUGGAGAAAAUCGAUACGAGGCAUACUUAAAAUCGUUAAUGAGUACAGGCUUCAGGAUUCCAAAAAAAGCUAUUUUAUUGUCUAUAGGAACAUUCAAGCAUAAAAUGGAAUUAUUGCCGAGCGUUCGAUCGUUACAAAAAAUGGGAUAUAAACUUUACGCUAGUAUGGGUACUGGUGAUUUUUAUACAGAGCAUGGAAUCGAGAUAGAGAGUGUCCAGUGGACAUUUGAGCACAUAGGAGAUCCAGAAGAUGAUAGGUUUGACGGCGAACUAAUGCACUUAGCCGAUUUUAUGGCUCGCCGACAAUUAGAUUUGGUGAUCAAUUUACCGAUGCGAGGUGGUGCCCGUCGUGUUUCUUCAUUUACUACGCACGGAUACCGGACCCGGCGGCUCGCUGUUGAUUAUGCAGUACCUCUAGUGACCGAUGUCAAAUGCGCCAAGCUCUUAGUGCAGGCAAUGUCACAAUGUGGCGGUGCUCCUACAAUGAAAACUCAUACUGAUUGUAUGACGUCACGGAAUAUUGUCAAAUUACCCGGCUUCAUUGAUGUACAUGUUCACGUCCGUGAACCCGGUGCAACAUAUAAGGAAGAUUUUGAGACCUGUACCGCAGCCGCAUUGGCUGGUGGUGUAACGAUGAUUUGUGCUAUGCCCAACACUAACCCCUCAAUCGUUGAUCGUACAGCAUUUGAUUACGCUUCAACAUUAGCAAGAGUUAGUGCCCGAUGCGAUUAUGCUUUGUACGUCGGUGCUUCCUCGACAAAUUAUGACACAAUAUGUGAACUGGCUCCGCAAGCUGCAGCUCUAAAGAUGUACUUAAAUGAAACUUUUACAACUCUUCUGUUAGAGGAUAUGACAAUUUGGCAGAAACAUUUCCAAAGUUGGCCCAAAAAAAUGCCUGUUUGUACUCAUGCAGAGCGUGAGAAAACCGCCGCUGUCAUUUUAAUGGCAUCUCUCCUUGAUCGGCCUGUACACAUUUGUCACGUAGCACGAAAAGAAGAAAUAUUAAUUAUCAAAGCCGCAAAAGAAAGAGGUGUUAAAGUUACUUGUGAAGUUUGCCCACAUCACUUAUUUUUGAAUAGUAAUGACAUUGACAAAAUUGGAAAAGGGCGAGCAAAAGUAUGUCCAGUAUUAUGUAGUCCUGAAGACCAAGCAGAACUUUGGCGAAAUAUAAGUAUCAUUGAUGUUUUUGCCACAGACCAUGCACCUCAUACUGUGGAAGAAAAGAAUUCUGAGAAUCCACCACCUGGCUACCCUGGCUUAGAAACAAUAUUGCCUUUGCUACUCAACGCUGUACAUCAAGGUCGUUUGACUAUUGAAGAUCUUAUUAAUAAAUUUCAUCGUAAUCCUCGUAAAAUUUUUAACUUACCAGAACAGCCUAACACAUAUGUUGAAGUUGAUUUGGAUUAUGAAUGGGUAAUUCCAACGUCAAUGGAAUUUUCUAAAUCGAAAUGGACUCCUUUCGCGGGCAUGAAGGUAUGUGGUGCUAUUCAUCGUGUCACAUUAAGAGGUGAAAUAGCAUAUGUCGAAGGUCAAAUUUUGGUUCCUCCAGGAUUCGGUCAAAAUGUUCGCGAAUGGCCAAUGCCUAAAAAACAAACUUUCCAGACGUACUCGAUUGAAAAAGUUGAAAAAGAAAUAAGUCGUCCUAAUUCCGCAUUGGAUAUAAUUACACCUGGGGACCAUCUAAGACAAAGCGAUAUUGACCUAGAUCAAUUGGAGUCUUCAAGAUCAGAAGCUGUUGGAAGACUAAACGUGCAUUUUAAUGAAGUGGCCGGUAUGCGAAACGUAUCCCCUGUUCCACCACAAACAGUUACUAGACAAAGAUGUGAUAGCUCAUCGAAUUACAAUCCACCACAGCCUUCAAUUACACAACGACAACGCAGUGAUUUGUUCGGCAAAAACAUCCUGACUGUAGAUACAUUUAAUAAGGAAACUCUCAACGACAUUUUCAACCUAGCACAAUUCAUGAAGACAAGUGUAAAUAAGGGACGUUAUUUAGAUGACAUCUUACGUGGGAAAGUUAUGGCCUCAAUAUUUUAUGAAGUCAGUACACGUACGAGCUGCAGUUUUGCAGCGGCCAUGCAUAGACUAGGCGGAUCUGUGGUACAUACCGAUGCAACAAGCUCUUCUGCAAAAAAAGGCGAAUCUCUUGAAGAUAGCGUCGCUAUUAUGGCUAGCUAUUCAGAUGUCGUCGUGUUGAGACAUCCUGAACCCGGCGCAGUUUCUCGCGCAUCGAAACUUAGUCGCAAGCCCGUAAUAAAUGCGGGAGACGGUGUUGGUGAACACCCCACGCAGGCAUUGUUAGACGUUUUUACGAUACGAGAAGAAAUCGGUACAGUAAAUGGCCUCACGAUCACAAUGGUUGGCGAUCUUAAAAAUGGACGCACAGUUCAUUCCCUUGCUAGACUUUUAACUCUAUAUCAAGUCCAACUUCAAUACGUAAGUCCGCCGGGACUAGGUAUGCCGAAGCAUAUCACGGAUUAUGUUGCUUCUAAAGGUAUACCUCAGAGAGUAUACGAGCGCUUAGAGGACGUACUAGCUGAUACUCACGUUUUGUACAUGACUAGAAUACAACGAGAAAGAUUCAAAAGCCAAGAAGAUUAUGAAAAGACUCGGGGACUACUGGUUGUGACCCCACAGUUGAUGACCAGGGCUCGUCGUCGUAUGAUAGUGAUGCACCCUCUACCACGUGUCGAUGAAAUUUCAUCAGAAUUUGACUCAGAUCCUCGCGCAGCAUACUUUAGACAGGCCGAAUACGGAAUGUAUGUUCGUAUGGCUCUACUCGCAAUGGUUGCUGGUGUAAAUCCACUUGUGUGAAAUGAUUUCAUUUCAAAAUGUUAUUAUUUGUUCUUGGACAAUAAAUCAAACAUCUAAAAUAUAAAA